Messenger RNA from Eucalyptus grandis, 1263 nucleotides. Its product is annotated as polygalacturonase. The record is from RefSeq and is a predicted model, not a curated record. Gene Ontology annotation, biological process: pectin catabolic process; fruit dehiscence; anther dehiscence. Gene Ontology annotation, molecular function: polygalacturonase activity. The transcript is spliced from 8 exons. Bases 1 to 1263 code for a protein of 420 amino acids. Lineage: Eukaryota; Viridiplantae; Streptophyta; Magnoliopsida; Myrtales; Myrtaceae.
AUGGACUCCAAAACACCAGUCGUACACAUCCAUGCACUGAUCAUAAGUGUUUUCUGUCUCUUCUUCAGCUCCAGUUGCAGGCAUCUACUAGAGGACCCACGGAUUCAUCUUCCUUUCCGAGCUCGUAGGAGCUUAUUGUUGUCAGCUCCUGCCACGACUUUCGACGUCAAUGACUUUGGAGCUCGGGGGGACGGAAGCCACGACGAUGUUCAGGCGUUUCAGAAGGCAUGGGAAGAGGCGUGUUCAGCUACAGGAGCUGUUCUUGUGGUGCCCGAGAAGAACUACCUCCUAGGCCCAAUCACCUUCUCAGGUCCUUGCCGAGACAACAUCACUUUUCAGAUUAACGGGAUUAUAAAAGCGUCAGGCGAUCGGUCCGCCUUUGAUGGAGACCGGAGACAUUGGAUCAUGUUUGAUGGGGUUCAGAACUUGGUCGUCCAAGGCGGCGGAACCUUUGAUGGCAAUGGGCUCAUCUGGUGGCAAAACUCAUGCAAAAUCAAUAAAGCUCUCCCUUGCAAGGACGCACCGACCGCUCUCACUUUCUACAACUGUGAGAACCUGAUAACACGGAAUUUGAAGAUUCAAAAUGCGCAACAAAUUCAUGUUUCGUUCGACAAGUGUAGCGACGUCCAAGCCGCCGAUCUGCAAGUGAUCGCACCAGGUAGCAGUCCAAACACGGACGGGAUUCAUGUCACCGGUACUCAGAACAUCCAAAUUUCUAGCUCCAUCAUUGGAACAGGUGAUGAUUGCAUCUCAAUUGUGGAUGGAUCGCAAAAUGUUCAGGCUAUGGACAUAACCUGUGGACCAGGUCACGGAAUCAGCAUUGGAAGUUUAGGGUCUGGAAACUCAGAGGCUCAUGUUUCAGGAGUAACAGUGAAUAGAGCCAACUUUUCUGGAACCACCAAUGGAGUCAGGAUCAAGACAUGGCAGGGAGGGUCCGGAAGUGCUAGCAACAUAAAAUUCCAGAACAUAGAGAUGCAUGAUGUGAGCAACCCCAUCAUAAUAGACCAAAACUACUGUGACCAGGAUGAGCCAUGCGAGCAACAGAGAUCGGCUGUUGAAGUGAGGAACGUGAUGUACCAGAACAUAAAGGGGACGAGUGCCUCGGAUGUGGCGAUCGAGUUCAACUGUAGCCAGAGCGUUCCCUGCAAGGGCAUAGUUCUGCAGAAUAUCGACAUGCAAAAGACCGGAGGUGGAUCAGCAACAGCUUCUUGCAACAACAUUGAUCCCGAGUACAUUGGCACCGUUUCGCCCCAUUGCUCUUGA